UCCAACUUUCAUGCUGUCUGAAUUCUUGCUAACUAAAAAGACGGGUAGUUCCUUUUAAAUAUCAAGUGAUGGCGACCAACGACGCCUUUAAAGUUACCUCUCUGAAAGGAAAAGUAACACUCAUCACUGGAGCCAGCUCGGGUAUUGGUGCUGCUGCAAGUGUUAUGUUUGCCAAACUAGGGGCUAAACUGGCCUUGAAUGGACGUAAUGUUGAAAAUCUUAAGAAAAUAGCAGAACAGUGCACAGAUCUUGGUGCAGCUGAGCCUCUGUUGGUGCCAGGAGACCUGUCUGAUGAGGACACCGUGAAGAGAACUGUGGAACAAACUCUUUCUCACUUUGGGAGGCUUGAUGUCCUCAUAAACAGUGCUGGAAUCCUGGCAAUGGGCACAAUUGAGUCAACAGACCUUGCACAGUAUGAUAAAAUCAUGAAUGUUAAUGUGAGGUCAGUGUACUAUCUGACUCACCUUUGUGUUCCUCAUCUUAUCAAUACAAAGGGUUCCAUUGUGAACGUAUCCAGUGUUAAUGGCCAAAGAUCCUUUCCUGGAGUCCUAGCCUACUGUAUGUCAAAGUCGGCUAUUGACCAGUUCACACGCUGCACAGCACUUGAACUGGCAUCGAAGCAAGUGAGGGUAAACUCAGUCUGUCCUGGUGUGAUCAUAACAGAAGUGCACCGACGGGCAGGGCUGGAUGAGGAACAGUAUGCUAAGUUCCUGGAGAAGUGUAAGGAGACUCACGCCCUGGGCAGACCGGGAGAUGUGGAGGAAGUGGCUCACGCCAUCGCCUUCCUGGCAUCAGAUGCUGCUUCCUUCAUUACUGGUGUCAAUUUGCCUGUGGAUGGAGGCCGCCAUGCCAUGUGUCCACGCUAAC
Messenger RNA from Megalops cyprinoides (Indo-Pacific tarpon), 867 nucleotides. RefSeq lists its product as uncharacterized. The transcript has 8 exons. The record is from RefSeq and is a predicted model, not a curated record. Lineage: Eukaryota; Metazoa; Chordata; Actinopteri; Elopiformes; Megalopidae. The coding region runs from base 69 to 866 and encodes 265 amino acids. Gene Ontology annotation, molecular function: oxidoreductase activity.